GGUUUUAUCGGGAGCCUGUAUUGAGGGGGUUCAAAAGGGGGUGUGUGUAUGUAGGGGAAGGGGGUGGCACCCGUGAGCCAGGGUAGAUUUAGCUUUGCAAGUAGCAAGAUUCUUAGCUUCUCAGGACUCUCCUGUUGGCUGUUGCUCCGAGAUGCUCAAGCAGAGCUCUGGGCUUUUUCACCUGCCGCGCUGAGGCAGUGGGAGAUUGGGGAGAGCGGCUGCUGCUUAAGGCAGCUGGGGUGUGUGAGAUGGGGGGAGCGCAUACUGCAGUAUAAUGCGAGCCCAUCUCCUCUGGAAAAGCAAGCCUCUGCCCGAGCCCCAGCGCCCCAUUCAGGUACUCUGCAUCCGUCUCCCACCCCUCCAGUAACUUGACACUUCGCUUCUCUUCACUGGUGCUUCCUUUGGUAUUGGGGUGGUGGGGGGAGGGGGAGAGUUUUUUGGGGGAGGAUUGCGGUAGCUGAAGGAGAAAUUCCGAGAGAAGCUUGCCUGGUGCUUCUCUUCUUCUCCCCCCACAUUUCCACUCUCCCCCCACCCCUCACCGGGUCCCCGCUGCCCCCCUCCGCUGCCGCCACUACUGCUGCUACUGCUUUGCUCUUCGCCAAUUCGGAGACGGACGGAAGCCUGUGUCAUGCAAUUGGUGCCAAGUGAAGGUGCCCGAGUCUGAAGUGCCCGUGAGGAAGUGAAAGCCAAAUCAAACCCCACAAUGACAGCCAUGAAGCAGGAGCAGCAGCCGUCCAAUCCGGGGGCCAGAGGGAGCCAGGCGCAGCAGCAAGAUCAGGAAUUGGGAAGUAACAGCCCUCCACAAAGAAAUUGGAAGGGAAUUGCUAUUGCCCUGCUGGUGAUUCUUGUUGUGUGCUCACUCAUCACAAUGUCAGUCAUCCUUUUAACUCCAGAUGAACUUACAAAUUCAUCAGAAACCAGAUUGUCCUUAGAAGAUCUCUUCAGAAAAGAGUUUAUGGUUCAUAAUCCUGAGGCCAGAUGGAUCAAUGAUUCAGAUGUGGUGUAUAAAAACGGGAAUGGACAUGUCAUUAAACUGAAUGUAGAAACAAAUGUCACCACAUUAUUAUUGGAAAACACAACUUUUGUAACCUUUAAAGCAUCAAGACACUCUGUUUCACCAGACUUAAGAUUUGUUCUUCUGGCUUAUGAUGUGAAACAGGUUUAUCAUUAUUCGUACACAGCUUCAUAUGUGAUCUAUAACAUACAUACAAGGGAAGUUUGGGAGUUAAACCCUCCAGAAGUUGAGGAUUCCAUUUUGCAGUAUGCAGCUUGGGGUGUACAAGGGCAGCAACUGAUUUACAUUUUUGAAAAUAACAUCUACUAUCAACCUGAUGUAAAGAGCAGUUCAUUGCGACUGACAUCUUCAGGAAAAGAAGGAAUUAUUUUUAAUGGAAUUGCUGACUGGUUAUAUGAAGAGGAACUUCUACAUUCCCAUAUCGCUCAUUGGUGGUCCCCUGAUGGAGAAAGACUUGCAUUCUUGAUGAUAAAUGACUCCUUGGUACCGAACAUGGUUAUUCCUCGCUUUACUGGAGGGCUAUACCCCAAAGCAAGACAGUAUCCUUAUCCUAAGGCAGGUCAAGUGAACCCAACAGUUAAAUUAUAUGUUGUGAACUUAUAUGGACCCACUCAUACUCUGGAGCUUAUGCCACCUGACAGUUUCAAAUCAAGAGAAUAUUAUAUCACCAUGGUGAAGUGGGUGAGCAAUACCAAGACUGUAGUGAGAUGGUUAAACAGACCUCAGAACAUCUCCAUUCUGACUGUCUGUGAGACAACUACAGGAGCUUGUAGCAAAAAAUAUGAGAUGACAUCAGACGUGUGGCUUUCUAAACAGAAUGAGGAACCUGUGUUUUCCAAAGAUGGCAGCAAGUUCUUUAUGACAGUCCCUGUUAAGCAGGGAGGUCGAGGAGAAUUUCAUCACAUUGCCAUGUUCAUUGUUCAGCCUAAAAGUGAGCAAAUCAGUGUGCGGCAUCUGACAUCAGGAAACUGGGAAGUCAUAAAAAUCUUGGCAUAUGAUGAAAGUACUCAAAAGAUUUAUUUCUUGAGUACAGAGACUUCUCCAAGAGGAAGGCAACUGCAUAGUGCAUCCACUGAUGGAUUAUUGAAUCGUCAAUGUCUUUCAUGCAAUUUUAUGAAAGAUCAGUGCACAUAUUUCAGUGCAAAGUUUAGUCCUACCAAUCAACAUUUUUUAUUGCAUUGUAAAGGGCCAGGUGUUCCAGUGGUCAGUGUACACAACAUCAACAACCCUUCAAAAUUUUACAUAUUGGAAAGUAAUUCCCUGUUAAAAGAAGCCAUCAUGAAGAAAAAGAUCACCAAGACUGAAAUUAAAAUGCUCCACAUUGAGGACUAUGAACUUCGUUUACAGUUGUCCUUCCCCAAGGAUUUUUCGGAUCGAAACCAGUAUGCUGUUUUAUUAUUAAUUGAUGAAGCACCAGGAAGCCAGUUAGUUACAGAUAAGUUUCACAUUGAUUGGGAUUCAGUACUUGUUGAUUCUGACAAUGUCAUUGUGGCCCGAUUUGAUGGAAGAGGUAGCGGGUUUCAGGGGCUAAAGAUAUUGCAGGAGGUUCACCAUAGCCUGGGAUCUGUAGAAGUGAAGGACCAAAUAACAGCUGUGAAAUCUUUACUGAAGCAGCCAUUCGUUGAUCCCAAAAGACUAAGCAUAUUUGGAAAGGGAUAUGGUGGAUAUAUUGCAUCAAUGAUCUUGAAAUCUGAUGAAAGAUUUUUUAAAUGUGGAGCUGUGGUUGCACCAAUUACAGACAUGAAAUUGUAUGCUUCAGCUUUUGCUGAAAGAUACCUUGGUUUUCCAUCUAAGGAAGAAAGUACUUACCAAGCAUCCAGUGUCCUACACAAUAUUCACAGCUUAAAAGAAGAAAAUUUAUUAAUAAUUCAUGGCACAGCUGACACAAAAGUCCAUUUCCAGCAUUCUGCAGAAUUAAUCAAGCAUUUAAUAAAAGCUGGAGUGAAUUAUACUAUGCAGGUCUAUCCAGAUGAAGGCCAUAAUAUUGCAUCCGAGAAGAGCAAAUAUCACCUUUACAGCACAAUUCUCAGAUUCUUCAGUGAUUGUUUAAAGGAAGAAGUACCAGUGUUACCACAGGAACCUGAAGAAGAUGAAUAGAAGGAACCUUAUUUAUAAAGAACUGAAGGAGAUUUUGAGGUUCAAUGAAACUGAAAUAUGACUGUAAUAUUGCAGAUUCUGCAGAGGUUCAAGGGCAGCUAAAGGAGAGGACACUGGAACAGCACACUCAAGAGACAAUGAGCUAACUAAUAAACUGGAAUUUGAAUAUAAAAGUCCAAACAUACUGUGUUGUCAAGGGGACAAAAAUUUUCCCUUUUUGGAAGGUCAGCGUGGGUUACUGUUUCCUGGAAGAAAUUAGUUUUACAUAAAAAGUAGGGGUAGUGCAUGUUUUCUUCUGUUACCUCCCUAUUUGUUCUGUAAGUAGGAACUCUCAUUUUAAUUUUGAUAGCCACUUUCAUCAUUGCAUCUAAUACACAACUUAUCCUAAAUAUGACAGUCCCUGAUGUCCCAAGAGUGAGCUGCAAGCUAAUACUUUACUGUAAUGUUACAAUAAGUGCAAUUCCUUCACUGUCUACUAUUAAGCAUAAGAAAAAAAAUUCAGUUAAUAAAGGACACAAUAUUUUAUAUAGUUUCUGUUUAAAAGAAAGACAUUGGGUGGGCUAAGUCAUUUUAGGUAGAACACAUUCAAUUUGAAUAUUUUUUUUUUCAAAUUUCAGUUAUUUGCUAGCAGAUCACAUAUCUCUGCACAGUGCAAAAGCAUACAGAUACAUAUGGAUACAUGUAUGUGCAAAUGAAGAUCUCGUUUUUCACUGUAAAAUAAGUCUAAAGAGAUCAGCUUUUUAAUUGAACUAUAACAGUGACUCUUUUAAAACUAGAAUGAUGCAUUGUAUAACAAGCCAAAUAUGAUACUAUAUGUAUGCAUAUACAUAUCUAUAUUACCCCAAAUCAAAUUCUAACUCUUGUUUCCAUACAAAUGUUUGGAUUGUGUUUGGUAUUGGUUUCAGUGGCUGUUUUCUAGUUGCGCUUUAAUUUUUGACUAUACCUUGUCACAUGUACAUUAGAUACAUAAAUAUUAAAUUAUAGUUUCAGAUAAACGAAUUUUGUUAACAAUGCCAUGCUACUGAGUACUAUUUUGCUCUCCUAGAAGAGGAAGUUUUGAAUAUUUGUUUUUUAAACUCUAUCAUCUCAAUAUAAAAUCAGUUCUGCUUUUCAUUGUGGAAAGCACAUGACUGAUAGACUCUAUUUGCCAGUUUUAGUUAGUAUCCCAUUCUUUUCCAUUAAGUCUGUUACUAUUUAAUUUAAGCCAUCUUACUAAGACAGACAUGAACUAUUUUCCAUUUUUUGUCCAAGAAGUUCAUAACAGGUGAUAUUACUAUUUCAUUUGAAUUGAGGCACAAUUUCAUUUGGCAAUGAUGCCUUAAAGUAGAAAAUAAUUGACAUAUAAAAUAAAAAUGACUGUAUGAAGUCAACUUAAGUCCUGGGGCUAUUAACUCUAGUGAUUUAAAUCAAAUAUAGCAUUAACUUUUAGGUAACUUCCAGAUGAUGACUGAGAGUAUUAAAACUGUUGGAGUUCAGACAAAAGAAGGUGGUACAAUGUGUUUCUUUUAAACCUUACUCUAGGCUGGAUCUGCUUGAUGUGAUAACAUCUUGAAAGAAAAGUAAAAAGUCCAAUCAAUUUCCUACAUUUUUUUAUUAUUUCUUUUCUUUUUCAAGAGGGUACUGGGUAUUUGGAACUAUCUUGAUUGUAUAGAAAAUUAUGCUGAUGAUCAACUGAAUUGUUCACUUUUAAUCUGAAUACUUUAGAACUAUUAUAGACACUGCCCUGGUGCAUUCACUUCUGCAUUACAGAGUUAUAUGAAACCUCUGUCUCCAAAUGCCCAUUUCAGGUUUCCUUCAAGAAACUAAAGAAAUGGUGUUUUGUUUUGUUUUUGUUUUAAACAAAGUAAGUUGUACUGUUUAAAGAAGAAAGUUUUGCAUAUUUUAUUAAGAUGGGAAGUUCUUUUUAGGCUGAAUUGAGAUUCACCUGAAGCUUUUUAAUCAAUAUUUUAAUCUUCAACCACCAGAGUUUUUUAUGAUGCAAAUAAUUAAGCUGUCUGAAAGCUGUCGUUUUAUUGGAAGUCUAUUUGAGUAACAUUUAAAAGUAUUUACCUUUUACUGUUUAGCAUUUCUCUUGUUUUAUUAUUAUCAAUGUUUAUCUAUUUUUCAAUUAAUUUAAUACAGUUUCUAAUGUGCAAUGA
Messenger RNA from Antechinus flavipes (yellow-footed antechinus), 5250 nucleotides. RefSeq names its product dipeptidyl peptidase like 10 (gene DPP10). Lineage: Eukaryota; Metazoa; Chordata; Mammalia; Dasyuromorphia; Dasyuridae. Gene Ontology annotation, molecular function: dipeptidyl-peptidase activity; serine-type peptidase activity. The record is from RefSeq and is a predicted model, not a curated record. The transcript has 26 exons. Gene Ontology annotation, biological process: proteolysis. The coding region runs from base 704 to 3112 and encodes 802 amino acids.